Messenger RNA from Papilio polytes (common Mormon), 1629 nucleotides. RefSeq names its product nesprin-1-like. The transcript is spliced from 6 exons. Gene Ontology annotation, cellular component: meiotic nuclear membrane microtubule tethering complex; cytoplasm; nuclear outer membrane. Gene Ontology annotation, biological process: nuclear migration. Lineage: Eukaryota; Metazoa; Arthropoda; Insecta; Lepidoptera; Papilionidae. The record is from RefSeq and is a predicted model, not a curated record. Gene Ontology annotation, molecular function: actin filament binding. The annotation marks the transcript as partial.
CGCCUCCAGCUGGUAGCGGGCGCGGUGCGAGCGCUCGCGGACCUCGGAGAGGCUAGAGACCUCGCCCGCGCUAAGGCACACCACGCUAAGGAAACUUUCUGUGAUAUGAAACAGGAUUUGGCUCCUGUGCAUGAGGAAAGUGAAAUUGUCGAAGACAAAUUGAUUGCUUUACGCGACAAUUUGAUCGCCCUCGGCAAAAGUGAAGCGGACAUCGCGCCCGCUAAAGCGGAGCUGCCCGACAUCGACCGGGAUGUAUCCGAGGAGCACUCUAUUGUUAGGAUACUGGAGCUAUGGCAGGCCAUGUUCCGAGACACCUUCCUGCAUUACCACCGGCUGUCUACUGCGCUGGUGAGGUCGGGCGACGCCGCCACCGCACUAAAGUUGUGGCACGAAUACCUAUUAGAUAUACAGUCCUUCCUGUCCGGCUCAGUCCCGGCGGACUAUGAGAACUUGACGGAACACCGCCGGCUUUGCCGCGUGCACAGGAAUCUGUUAGCCUCGCAGAGAUCGGUCCUAAUUAACGAGAACAAAGAGACAACGAACAGGGAGCUAGCAGACAAGUUCGACACUCUGACCAACCUACAUAACGAGACGCUCGCGCGGAUCGUGGACCGUCAUGACGAAGUCUGCACCCGUAUAGCUGCCUGGGACGACUACAGAGAAAUAUACACUGAACUGCUAAGAUGGCUGAAAGAGAUCGAGCGAGAGAAGGAGAAGCUGCAGCUCAGAUACGUCCACAUAAAGAGAGUCCAUAAAAUCCUAUCGAAAAUUCAAAAUCUCAGCGACAAAUUACCCGAAGGCAAGAAGUUUCGUGACUUUUUGACUAGAAUACUUGGACUGAUCGGAGAAUACGAGAACUUGACCGGAGAAUUACAUAAACUUUACUCCAGGACGCAGGACGAAGUCAUGUCGUACUCCGACGACGAUCGCCUGUCGCGGCCGCAGAUCAAGAAAACAAUCGAGAAAUAUUCGGAAACGAGAAAGAAGAUAGAUAAGACUGAAACCCAAAUAGAGGCUCUGAGUGUAAUUCAGGAGCAACUAAAGGAGUGCCUUAGUCCCCAAGACAUACGUAUUGUAAAUCAAAAAGUAUGGCAGAUGAGACAGCAGCGGGCUCACGACCUGAAGGAGGACGCCAGCGGAGACGAGAUGGCCACCGCGGCCAAGGAGAUCGCCAAAGCUGGCGCCAAGCCUGGACAAACAUUAGAAUUGGCCAAACAUUUGUCGGAAUUACUUCUCACUGAGUGCGACGCGACGGAAGACGAAGCGAUGCUCAAGGAAGUGGAGUCCUUAUCUCUGAGAUACGAAGACCUGCUGACUCAGGCCAAGAAGAGGGAAUUGCAGAUCAACAAUUUAAGGUUGCCCCACUCCGCGUCAUACGCUCUCACGUGCGAACACGAGUCCGGUCGUCUGACGUGUCCGCUGUGCUCGGAGCGCAACUGGAAACAACUGGACAACGACCUGUGGCGACUGGAACAGUGGCUUCAGUUCGCGGAGGCCACGGACGAGGCGCGCACAGACCCGCCGCAUAACUACGACGCUCUAGAAGAUGCUAUACAGGUGAGAUACUAUAAAAUGUCUGGUUAUCUUCAGUUAUUUCAUAACUUAAAUAUUUAGUAAUUCUAGUAGUAG